Daldinia vernicosa is the source of this 2645-nucleotide messenger RNA. RefSeq lists its product as uncharacterized. The record is from RefSeq and is a predicted model, not a curated record. Bases 493 to 2223 code for a protein of 576 amino acids. NCBI's taxonomy places the organism in Eukaryota, Fungi, Ascomycota, Sordariomycetes, Xylariales, Hypoxylaceae. The transcript has a single exon.
AUGGUACAAGAUCCAAUCAGAUGUCGAGGCACCAACCCUCGUGACAUCAAGUCAUUCGCGAGUUGAUGGGUAAAACCUACGAAUUUCAUCUGGUGCGCGGAUGCCUCGAUUAAACACGUAAACCCGCAUCUUCAAAACAAAAAAAAUCAUCUUUCUGCCUUAGAUAUUUCCACUAUUAUUUCCAAGUUUUUAAUUACGCCUAUGUCCAUGAUUUUACAUGAGUCACUGUAAAUGCGCAAACCGUUGCUUAGCAGACUCGACACUCAUAUUAUCUUGUCACUAAUAUAUAAAUAUAUGAUGGUCGCGCCUGCCUUGUCUUGGACCAAAAUAACAUUUGAUAUCGCACUUAACUAGUACGAACUUUAUUCAAAGAUUUAAUAACUUUGUUUUGCCGAUAAAGUUGAACUGGGCCUUGUUAGGUUUCAAAGAAGCAAAUUCACGGAUACCAUGACAACCUGAGCUGAUUUUGACCGAAACCAGUCUUAAUACAGUAUGGCGCGAACUCGCAGAAGUAACCUCUCCGUGGAGGAUUCCUGGCGCAUGGUAGACGGAGGUGAAAAUGAUAGUUUUGAUACAACUAUUAUUCAGGAUCCCUUCGAGAACGAGAACGACCCUAUCAUAUUCAGCAGCCAGUCUCAACCGUCUCAACAGUCUCAGCUGACCUCGUCAUCCCAAGCCCAAAGUUUUGCAUCCCAAGACAGCAUUCGUGACUUUGCCAAUAAUGCGGAUGAAGACCGAGUCAUAUUACGAGCUCCCUUUCAGCCUUCACUCGCUUCCACCAGACAUACCUCUAUGGAUAAGGAUCGAACGCCCGUUCCGGAAUUCUUUAUGCCUGCCGUUGAAGUUAACAGCGAACAAAGCAGUAGUCGCCGUUCAUCAAGAUCUACCCACCCUAUUAUGAGCGAGUCGCGCUUUGUCAAAAGAAGAGGUAAUCGUCGAGACAGUCGAGACAGUGACUCGACCGCACGGCAAUCCCAAUACCAGCAAGAUCAAUUGCCUCCAAGACCUUCACUUGCAGAGAGAUUUACGAGUUCUGCUCCCAGCUUUCUAUUCGAUCUCGCCUCCUGGAUUAUAGGUAUCCUUCGCAUGGCUCUCCGAUACGCACAGUGGCCACUAGCCAUUCUCCUCGCCAUUUACCUAAUUAUCGGCACGUUCAUAAUGGCUAAAGACGCGAUUAUCACCUCGGUUUCGGCACCUCUUGCACCUAUAUGCUGGAUACCAGGCGCCUCUCUGAUCAACCUUCCGUUCUGCCCGAAGGGUCCACGCCCAGGGGUCCGCGAUGGUUCGUCGGUGGUUGAAUUUGAUGAGCUCAUGAACGUGCAAGCCCAAUUUGAGAAGGUACUAGAAGAAUCCGCACAGGGCGUCUCAUUGCCGAUGGAUAUGAAGCGAUCAGAAGCCUCCGUCCGAGACCUACGUACAAUGGUCAAAUAUAGCGAGUUGCCAACUCGCGCCGAGCUAGUCCACGAAUUUGAUACUUACAUUGACAUCGUCCGGGCUGGCGCCAACGACUUGCAAAUGUUCAACACCCACGUCGGCGGUGCAGUCGAUAGCAUUAUCAGCAUUAACCGGUGGACAACCCGAUACAUCGACUCGAUCGCUAUGAACCGCGAGGCCCAUAACAAUAUGCUCUCGCGCUUCACUGACUGGGUUUUCUCCCCGUUCCAGGUGUCGGUAUUCGAUGAGCGUGCUCUCUUGGAAAAAUACAUCGAACACACAGCUUUAGUGUCGGACAAGAUUGCGAACCUCAUUGUGGAGGCACAGGGAAUACUGCGUCUGCUCGGUGAAGCAGAGAAUUCACUGCAGCUUAUCAACGAGCAUGUCGUGCGUACAAGCAACGUGAUGAAGGAGAAGCAUAAUGAGGUGUUUUGGAACAUAUGGACGCUGGUGGGGGCUAAUACCCGUCGCCUUCACAACAUAAGAGUACAACUAGGCCUACUACAGCAAGUUGAUAGGCAGCGAAACUCAGCAGUUCAGCGGCUAGAUAGCUUAGUCCACGACUUGUACGAUAUUCAAACGAAGCUGGGCGACCUGAGAGAUAGAGUCGCCGCCCCAGAACUGCUGGCAGACUCGACAACCAUACCUCUAGCGGUACACAUCGAGACUAUCAACGCUGGAGUCGAGAGGCUUGAGACCGCGCGGAGUCGUAUCCGAGCCGAGGAGAAUGAACGGCUUCGACAAGCGCUGCAGAGAUCGAGGGAGGACGACCACCUAAUCGACGGCUAAAAUAAUUGAUGAUCAUUUUCAUUAUUAGGGUGCAAAGAUUAUAGGCAUCACAAACUCAGGACUUGAGGCGAUAGGAGUUUAGGAACAAGUAUAAAUCGGAAUGAGGGGAUACGGACACUGGACCAAUGUAUAGCGGUACAUUCUCGGAAUGUGAGGUGUGAUAGGCCUUCGGCAUAGGUUUAUAAGACUGCGAAUACUAAAAUACAUUUGGUUUUCUAGUGAAGGCCCUUGAAAUAAGCCUUUUGAGAGUAUGACUUGUUGUAUUGCUUCGAUAGCAUAGCGAAAUUCAGAAAAUGGGAUGGAUCAAACGAGACAGGGGUCGGUAAAAAGGGGUAAAGGAGUAAAUACGCUAAGGCGGAGACCUAUACUAUGUAAUUAGUAUGUUGAUAAUCUGCACAUGUAUUUUGGUUUCAUUUGAGAAA